Molecule: messenger RNA, 2322 nt
Organism: Durusdinium trenchii
Lineage: Eukaryota; Dinophyceae; Suessiales; Symbiodiniaceae
Source: the annotation of a GenBank genome assembly
CAUCGAAUCCCUUUCCGGGUGAACCACUCCGGAGUUCGGGUGCUUGUUCGCUUCUGCCAUGGGCAACGCGAGCCCAGCCUGUGCGUCCAAGCUGAGUUGCGGCCAAGUGGAAGCGCAGCGGCCUGAUCCGGAGGAGGAAGAGGAGGAUCCUCAGUACGACGGCUCCGAGCGGGUCGAUCGCUCCGGUCUGGGCUCGAAAGACUCGCGGCGGAACGCGCGCUCCGUUCAGGAUGAUCGUGCUGGGACACCAUCCAUCUCUCGGGCAGCUGUCCAGGCGGCGGCCAAGCUCGAGACGCGGGUGGCGGGGCCGACGAUGUCCAUGGAGGACGCGCGCUCCGUGGAAGACCCCGUGAUGGUCGAGUCCGAGCUACUGGUGCAGGCAAAGCCGGCGAAGGGGCCGCAAAAGAAGCUGCAACUGCCUCCUGGCGCGAUCAUCAAACAGGUGCAUGAGAUUGAGGUCUCCUCGUCAGAUAGUGAUACCUCGGGUGGCACAAUGGCCAGUAAGAAGAGUCGCACGCCCAAGCGAAGAGCCUGGAAGCGGCUGAGCAUCACCGAGACAAUGCCGGUGAGUCCGUCGAGUGCGCUGCAAAUUGUCAUCAACAACCCAGGGAAGUUGGAGUCCUUUUACUCCUUGGACAAGGGGAAGAUCCUGGGGAAGGGAAGUUUCGGAGUGGUGAAGCGCGCCUACGUGUCUGCCACCAUGGCGCAGCGCGCCGUGAAGUUCAUUGCCAUCGAGCGAAUGAAGGAGAAGCUCAAUGUCCUGAAGCAGGAGAUUGAGAUCAUGAAGAUGGUGGAUCAUCCCAACAUCAUCAUGCUCUAUGAGAUCUUUGAGGAUCAGCAGUACCUUUGCCUGGUGAUGGAGCUGUGUUCUGGAGGUUCUUUGCUGAGCCGUUUGAAGUUCUCGGGGCACUUUAGCGAGGAGCACACGGCCAUGGCCAUGCGGCAGAUCCUUCGCGCUGUCUUUUACCUCCACAGGAAUUGGAUCUGCCACAGGGAUCUCAAGGCCGAAAAUGUCUUGGUCUCGACCGGUGAAGUCCUGGACAAGACGCUUCUGAAGGUCUCCGAUUUUGGGCUCUCCUGUCCCUUCAGGCCGAAGCAAGUGCUCACGGAGAAGGUUGGGACGCUGACUCACAUGUCGCCUGAGGUGCUGGACCGGAAGUACACCCAGUCCUGCGAUGUGUGGGCAUGUGGCAUCAUCAUGUACAACCUGAUCUGUGGGAAUCUUCCUUUUGGCAAAGAGGAAGAGAUCAAAAGAUGCCACAUCGCAUUCACAAAGUAUUGGUGCGAUGCUUCUCAGGACGCAGUGGUCUUUGUGAAGAAACUGCUGAGCCGCGCCCCACAAAGGCCAUCUGCAAAGAAUGCUCUCCAGGACAAUUUCAUCCUCAAGAACUUGCCAACACAAACGGAGUUCCCAGCGCGCUACGGCUUGUUGGAUGAGCUCAAGACCUUCCGUUCCCAGAAUCGGUUGAAGCGGGCCGCUCUGACGACCAUCGCCAGCCUUUUGAACGAUGACCAUGUCAAGGCGGCCCGGGACCUCUUUAUCUCCAUGGACCAUGAUGGCGACGGGCAGAUUUCAGUGGCAGAGGUGGAGAAGGAACUGCGAGUGCUGAAAGAGCAGGGCAUCAUGGACAAGGAUAUGAACCGACGAGAGGUGGAGCGGGUCUUCCGGGAUUGGGACACCGACAACAGCGGCGCCAUGUUGAAGGAUUUCAGCUACACCGAGUUCUUAGCUGCCACAUUCUGCAGGAAGACCUGCUUGACGGAUGCCGUCUGCCGGGAGGCCUUCAAUACAUUGGACAAGAACAAGGAUGGCCUGUUAGAUCUCAAUGAGCUCCACACCGGGCGCAUGCUGGGUCAUGUCGACAUGGAGGAACUCAAAGAAACCUUGGAGGACUUGGACCAGAACGGCGACUCCUUGCUCGACUGCAACGAGUUCAUCACGAUGCUCCGUACUACUACCAGCGCCAAGACGCCCCGCGCCAGUCGCUCCAACACCAACACCAGCUUCGGCUUGCGGCUUGCGGUCGCGCGCCGACACACAGACGAGCCUGGGCGGCGCUUCGCCGGGCACACUGUCUGCGAAGAGCACCGGUGUGGCGGAGACUGGUGUGGCGGAGUGACGCCGGAGUGAUGUCGGACACUGGAGGAAGUUCUAUAGCAUUCAUGGGUAUCGAUCCAGAAUUGAAGCGAACCCUUUGUUUACGCCUCUUCAAUAAAAGCCACUACGGCUGCAAGACUGUGUCACAGUCGCUGAGUUCUUCAAGCUGUUUUAAGCAGUUUCCACUGCAAAAAGUGCAUUCGAGCAAAAAACUGGCACCCACC